UAAAAACAGCCUGCAGAGAGACGCUGAGCAUUUCUGCGUCGAAAGGCAAAGUUUUCUUUCUGAUCAUGGCAAGAACAAAGCAGACCGCUCGUAAAUCCACCGGAGGCAAAGCGCCCAGGAAGCAGCUCGCUACUAAAGCUGCCCGUAAGAGCGCCCCAGCCACCGGCGGUGUGAAGAAGCCUCAUCGUUACAGGCCCGGUACCGUAGCGCUGAGAGAAAUCCGCCGCUACCAGAAGUCUACUGAGCUUCUGAUCCGUAAGCUGCCUUUCCAGCGUCUGGUGAGAGAAAUCGCCCAGGACUUCAAGACUGAUCUGCGCUUCCAGAGCUCCGCCGUCAUGGCCCUGCAGGAGUCCAGCGAAGCUUAUUUGGUCGGUCUGUUUGAGGACACCAACCUGUGCGCCAUCCACGCCAAGAGGGUCACCAUCAUGCCCAAAGACAUCCAGCUGGCCCGCCGCAUUCGUGGUGAACGCGCCUAAACUCAACGUCACCCGCAUCAAUACAAAGGCUCUUUUAAGAGCCACCACAAUUCCACUGAACGAGAAAUGUUCCAUUGUUUAUUUAAUUACAAAGGUUUUUCUGUGUU
Messenger RNA from Paramisgurnus dabryanus, 583 nucleotides. The record is from RefSeq and is a predicted model, not a curated record. NCBI's taxonomy places the organism in Eukaryota, Metazoa, Chordata, Actinopteri, Cypriniformes, Cobitidae.